Dreissena polymorpha is the source of this 3006-nucleotide messenger RNA. Its product is annotated as decapping and exoribonuclease protein-like. Gene Ontology annotation, biological process: nuclear-transcribed mRNA catabolic process; NAD-cap decapping. Gene Ontology annotation, cellular component: nucleus; cytosol. NCBI's taxonomy places the organism in Eukaryota, Metazoa, Mollusca, Bivalvia, Myida, Dreissenidae. The record is from RefSeq and is a predicted model, not a curated record. Gene Ontology annotation, molecular function: mRNA 5'-diphosphatase activity. The transcript is spliced from 7 exons. Bases 262 to 1413 code for a protein of 383 amino acids.
ACUGAAACUGGCAUUUUUUGUGAACUAUGGUUUCCCUUCUUAGAAGUAAAGAAGUAUUGGAUUAAACAUCUUAAUUAAUAACAAAGACCUAUGUUAUCUAUAGGUCUUUGUUAAUAAGUAUACUACAACCGCAUUAAAGCUUGUAAACGACGUGUAUUUAUAAACGAACUGUGUGCCCUAAAUAGUUUUACUAUUAGAUAAUGAUUCAUUGUAAAUAGAGUUCAAAUUCAACAAAUACAUUGCUGGAACAUAAAACUAAAUAUGGCUGGAGUUAGCAAUGAAACACACAGACUAGCUCCUUUCCUUACGAAAGACUUUCGACAGUUCGACUUAAAAUUUCCACAUUUUAGGCAGCCUGAGGAAAUAGGCUAUUUCUCACUGGACAUAAAUAGAGAGUUUAGUAUAAGUAAACAGCAGCUGAAGUACUUUAUAAAGCCAUCAGACUUAAACAAUGUCUGCUUUGAUCUCAAGAAAAGAUAUAGUGAUAUGGUUAAAAAAGAUGAGUCAAAAUCAGAGAAGAUAGAUAAUUUAUUAAAAUGGAUCAAUGGAAAUAGAGACAAGUUUGUACUUAAAGCUUCAAAAGAACUUGUUGCUGAUGACAUUUCAUCAAAUAGGGAUCUUCAUACUGAUUUCAUCUGCUGGAGGGGCUUGCUGACCAAGAUACUCUGCACGCCAUAUGAGAACAGGGAUGAUUGGAAGAUUGCAGUAACAAGGUACAAUGGCACUUACUACCUGUGUGAAUACAACACUGAGGCUAAGAUAGCGCAGACAGCUAAACUGACAGAGAGGGACAAGGAAAUAUGCUGUUGGGGAUGGAAAUUUGAACAGUACCUUACUGCAGAUACUAAGGAUGCGAAACCCAAUACAGAUACACCGUUCAACAACUGUGAGGAAUUUGGCACUGUCGUACGCUCUAGACUGAAUUCGCAUUCACUGGUUUUUGCUGGAGAAGUAGAUGCCAUCGAUACUACAGGAAAGAAACCUCACUAUGUAGAAUUCAAAACAACCAGAGAUUUCACACACCAAAAGCAGUUAAUUAGUUUCAAACGAUUCAAGUUGAUCAAAUGGUGGGCUCAGAGCUUCCUUAUUGGAAUCCCAGAGGUAAUUUGUGGCUACCGUGACGAUGAUGGUGUGGUCCAUCGUCUGGAAUCAUUCAACACCAACACAAUACCAUCUAUGACAAAGGAUCUCUACAACCCAUGGCUGCCAAAUGUGUGCUUUAACUUCUUAGACCAGUUCCUGUCCUUCAUUAAAGACACAGUCACAGAGGAUGACUACAGACUUGUUCACCUAUUGGAGUGGAUGCCUGGCAAGGACGUGUUGUGCACAAGACUGGGACGUGACUCCCAGUACCAGUUCCUACCAGACUGGUACACAAACCAGCAAGAGCCUGCCAUAAAGCACACUGUUUGAAGUAGAUUUUGUGUUAAAAUGUAAUGUGUCAGUCAGCAUAGGCUAAGUUGGUAUUUUCUGCUGGAACCAGAAGUACAACACAUUGUGCAGGUUGAAAACAUAAUAUAAGUACAUAAGUGGAAACUGUUUACUACAUUUAGAAGUUUGAUUAAUUUUGAAGGGCAGAAUAAUAACCUUGUAAUUAGUUUAGCCUAUGCAGGGCUCAACAUUAACCUAAAAACCAACUUGCCCUGCCGGGCAAGUAAUAAGAAAAUCUACUUGCACUGAACGUAAAGCCCCUUUCCCAAACAUGAAAUAUCACAUUAACUGUUAACCAUUAACUGUAAACCUCAUAUGUUUAAACAAGAUGUGUUUUAGAAACACAAUGUCCCCCUAUAUGACGUUUGACAUUGAAGGAUGACCUUGACCCUUCACCACUCAAAAUGUGCAGCUCUAUGAAAUACACAUGCAUUUCAAAUAUAAAAUUGCUAGCUUCAAUAUUGCAGAAGUGACAUUACAUGGGCAAUUUUGACCCAUAUAUUUGACCUUGAAGGAUGACCUUGACCUUUCACCUCUCAAAAUGUGCAGCACCAUGAGAUACACAUGCAUGCCAAAUAUCAAGUUGCUAUCGUCAAUAUUGCAAAAGUAUACAUAAAAAAGCGAUUUGGGCCACAUAUAUUUGACCUCUGACUUUGAAGGAUGACCUUGACCUUUUACCACUCAAAAUGUGCAGCUCCAUGAGAUACACAUGCAUGCCAAAUAUCAAGUUGCUAUCUUCAAUAUUGCAAAAGUACUCAUAAAAUGAGCGAUUUUGUCCACAAAAUUUUUGACCUCUGACCUUGACGGAUGACCUUGACCUUUCACCACUCAAAAUGUGCAGCUCCAUGAGAUACACAUGCAUGCCAAAUAUCAAGUUGCUAUCUUGAAUAUUGAAAUACUGCAAAAGUGUACAUUAAAUGAGCGAUUUUGACCCAUAUAUUUGACCUUUGACCUUGAAGGAUGACCUUGACCUUUCACCACUCAAAAUGUGCAGCUCCAUGAGAUACAUAUGCAUGCCAAAUAUCAAGUUGCUAUCUUCAAUAUUGCAAAAGUUAUUGUAAAUGUUAAAGUUGGCGCAAACCAACCAACCAACCAACAGACCGGGCAAAAACAAUAUGUCCCCCACUACUAUAGUGGACAUAAUAAAGAUCAAAAUGAUACACCACAAAACCUUUUUUUAUUUUUGCACAUUUAACAAAAUAAUUACAGUAAUUAAAAACUUAUUUAAGUCUAAAUAUAGAUUUGUGACAAUAUUUGAUUAUUAAACAUUGCUCCUAACGAUUCAUCAUAUCUCAACCAUUCAAACUCACUUUUCCAUAAUGGUAAAAAGUUGCGUUUUCGUUUCAAUUCGCAAUUUUUGGCACUUUUGGAUGAUUUUUCUAUGCAUUUUUCAUUGGAUUUUGAAGACUAAAAGUUACUUGUAAAGCCGAAGCUAAAUAAAAUUGACAUUUCUCGUCUGCUAACAGUUCUGUUAACAACAUUGAACAUGUGAACUGUAACAAAAAUGUCAAUUGACGUAAAGUAAAAGAUUGUUGAAAAUGUAUGUCGCAAAAUAUGAAAUAUGUAUGUACCAAA